Prunus avium (sweet cherry) is the source of this 2595-nucleotide messenger RNA. RefSeq names its product cysteine-rich receptor-like protein kinase 42. NCBI's taxonomy places the organism in Eukaryota, Viridiplantae, Streptophyta, Magnoliopsida, Rosales, Rosaceae. Gene Ontology annotation, biological process: protein phosphorylation. The record is from RefSeq and is a predicted model, not a curated record. Gene Ontology annotation, molecular function: ATP binding; protein kinase activity.
UGAACACGUCAAUUUGGUCUUCUCUUUUUUUUCUCUUUUAUGAAGAUGGAGAUGGAGAGGACCCAAAACUGGCAUACUUGGUUGGGUGGGUGGAAGCUGUAGGCUCUAUAGACUAUACCUGCAACUACCACCAACUCCAAACAUUGAAGAAGAAGAAGAAGAAAGAAGACGAUAAGCACGUCAUCUCACUCACUUUGUCACACUAAUUUAAGCUUUUUCCGCCAACAAAAUCACAUUUUGUUAGCUUUCAAAUUCAACCCAGAAAUUCAAACUUGUAAAUUAAACCCAAAUUAUUAGUGCAAUUUAUGCUCUGCAUUUUUGCGAUUCCCACAUAUCCAGAGGGAGACAGGCAUGUAUGCCAAAACCACAACAUGGGUCAUCUUCUUCUUCUUGGUUCUCUCUGUUUCUCUCUCAGAUCCAAGAACCAACCAAGUAGCACUCUCCUGUGGCACUCUCAAACCUCCACCAAACACCAGCAUCAUCCCCGCUUUUGUCAAAGAAAUGGAAAGCCUUUCCCAGCUUAUCACCACCCACCAUUGGGGCACCCACUUUGUUAAUUCCACGCCGCCCAUGUACGGCUUAGCCCAAUGCUUCCAAGACCUCUCUCACACUGACUGCCUCCUCUGCUACGCCGCUUGUCGCACUAAGAUCCCUCGCUGCCUCCCCUCCCUUUCCGCUACCAUUUUUCUCGACGGUUGCUACCUCCGUUAUGAUAACUACAGCUUCUACCAACAACCCACAGACCCUUCUCGUGACGCCGUGAUCUGCAGCUCGUCAUCAAAACAAGAGCUUGAAAAUGAAGAUCGAAUGGAGUUUGUGAAGAAUGUCGGAUUUGCGAUUCGUAAUGUUACUAAGGCUGCUGUUGACAAUGGUGGGUUUGGGGUGGCACAAGUGAAAGGGUCGGUUUAUGCUCUGGCUCAGUGUUGGAAAACUGUAGGGCGUGAUGGGUGCAGAGCUUGCUUGGAGAAAGGAGGUGAGGCAGUGAGGGGAUGUGCACCAAAGAAGGAAGGGAGGGCUUUGAAUGCUGGGUGUUAUUUGAGGUAUUCAACUGAGAAAUUCUAUAUGGCAGAUCAUGGUCAUGGGUUGUCAGUAAGUAGAGGAAUCAUCAUAGCAGUGGUUUUGGCAGCAGCUGCCUUCAUAUUGCUGUCUCUAUUUGCUGCUUAUGCAGGCUAUGCAAAAUUGGUACAGAUUAAACAAGAGCGCAGUGGUGUAGGGUUGGCUUCAAUAAGCAUUAACAAGUACUCUAGCUUGAAGUUCAAGUAUGAAACACUUGAAAAGGCCACAGAUUAUUUCAACUCCUCUAGAAAAAUUGGGCAAGGAGGAGGUGGUUCUGUGUUCAAGGGGACUCUUCCAAAUGGAAAAACGGUAGCGGUUAAGAGAUUGAUCUACAAUACCAGGCAAUGGGUAGAUGAGUUCUUCAAUGAAGUAAAUUUAAUCAGUGGAAUUCAGCACAAGCACCUUGUCAAGCUUUUAGGUUGUAGCAUUGAAGGCCCUGAGAGUUUGCUGGUUUAUGAGUAUGUGCCUAACAAGAGCCUCGAUCACUUCCUUUUCGAUAAGAACAAGGUUCAGAUUCUGACUUGGAAUGAGCGGUUGAAUAUUAUUGUUGGAACAGCUGAAGGGCUUGCCUAUCUUCACGAAGGCUCCACAAUAAGAAUAAUCCACAGGGACAUAAAAAGCGGCAAUGUUCUUCUGGAUGAGAAUCUCAGCCCAAAGAUUGCAGACUUCGGCCUUGCUCGGUGUUUUGCUGCCGACAAGUCUCAUCUUAGCACUGGCAUUGCCGGAACGCUAGGUUAUAUGGCUCCUGAGUAUCUUGUUCAAGGGCAAUUGACAGAGAAAGCAGACGUUUACAGCUUCGGCGUGCUAGUUCUAGAGAUUGUGUCUGGUAAGAGAAACAGCACCUUCAGACAAGACUGGGAUGACUCGGAUUCACUCUUACACAAGGUUUGGAAACUCUACAUAUCGAAUGACCUAGCUAGAGCCGUUGAUCCUUGCUUGAGAGAUGAUUUUCCUGCAGAAGAAGCAUCAAGAGUGCUUCAAAUUGGGCUUUUGUGCACGCAGGCUUCAGUUGCUUUAAGACCAUCCAUGGCUGAAGUACUUGCAAUGCUGACCAAUAAAGAAAGGGCAGCAAUACCGAAUCCAAACCAGCCUCCUUUUCUAAAUGCCACAGGCGGCAGCACAAUUAACAGAUCUUAUAGCGCAAACAGCUCCGUAUCAAAUGCAUUAACAAAAGUUGUAGCGUCCUGCACCUCCACAGAGUCCUCCAGCGUGCCUAGCUCAUAUGCGGAUUUCAAGAACUGUACAAGUUUUGCACAAUAAGUAAAUUCCAACCCAAUUGGCAAUUUCCAUUUUCAAGUACACAGGCAGGCAGCUAGCAACUUUUUCAGCUCACUCAUCUCUGUGAAUCCUGCGACUGCUAACUUUAACAAUGAAGAUUGCGGCAAAAGACCAAUACAUACAUGCCAUGGUGCACUAAAAAGCUGUGCAUCUCUGUUUUUCUAUUUGUUUUUUUUGGGCCUGAAAAGCCUGUUGAGUUCUUAUAUCUAUCUAUUAGUAGAAAAUAUCAAAUAUUUAUAUAUCGUUUGUCAUGUUUACUCA